AUGUUUGAACCUCUGCUUAACUUCUUGAGACGACAAUAUCGUAUCCCUGCUCGUGAUCCGACAAACAUCGAGUUCACCGGCCGAUCGGAAAUGCCAAAAUACCUUCAUUCCUUCGUCCACCGCAUACUGAGACCAUCGAAACCUGAGGUCCUCGUCGGUGUUCCGGACAACGAAAAGAGUCAGCUUCGCGUCACUAGAAAAUCCACCUCUUCCCAGUCCAGCUUUGCAGAACAACCCCGAACAAAGCCCCCAGCCAACCCUACGAGCUGUGCCCCCGCGGAGCCUACUCACCGUCACAGCCUGCGCGUCAUUAGACAGACAAAACGAGGAAUCGCCCUCCGGGACGACAAGCGAUCAAGAAAAGCCACCCUUCGUCCAGCCGUCUCCAGCUGUUCGGAAGCGGAUUGGAUCGAGUGGACAACAAGCGAGUCCGGCGAGUGGCUCAUCAAUACCAGCACCAGAUCUCCCAUCACCCGAAAGUACGGCCAGGUAUGCGAUAUCAUCGCCUUCACUUCCCAGUCUGUAUUGGCCGUUCUGCACUUUACCCAAGCUGCACCCCACAUCGAUGCCUACUAUGCCUUGAAGGUGUUCCGUCGCGGGCCACCACAAGGUAACGACCACUACGAAAACCGCUUACAAUCAGAGUUCCGCAUCGCUUCUUCCCUACACCACCAGAACAUCAUCCGGACGUUUGAGCUUGUCCCGAUCGGUACCGACACUCUCGGGGCGUGCAUGGAGUACUGCCCAGGCGGGGACUUACAUACCCUUAUUAUCACUUCCGGUCUGCUGCAACAACCGGAGGCGGACUGUUUCUUCAAACAGCUCAUACGUGGAACCAGCUAUCUCCACGACAUGGGCAUCGCGCACCGAGACCUCAAGCCCGAGAACCUCCUCCUCACCGCGAGGGGCUGCCUGAAAAUCUCAGACUUCGGCAAUGCUGAAUGCUUUAGACUUCCUGGCGAAGAGGCGAUCGACAUGUCAAGUGGCCUCUGUGGAUCGACCCCGUAUAUCUCGCCCGAACAGUUCACCGAAGCAGAAUUCGACCCGAGGGGUACGGAUAUCUGGGCUGCGGCGGUAAUCUACAUGGCGAUGAGGCUGGGGAGGAAUAUGUGGAGGGUCGCGACCCCACUGGACGAGGGUUUUGCGGAGUAUAUGGAGCAGCGAAAAUUCCAAGGCAGGGUUUCCUUUAUUGAGGAUAUGUGCUCGCUUGAGAGUCGGAAAGUGAUCUACUCCAUGUUAAGUGUCACCCCUGAAGGGCGGCCUGCAGCGGCCGAAGUUCUGUCAUCUCGAUGGCUGCAGGAUGUCGAAUGUUGUAAUGCUGUCAGUCCCAGUAUUUCCUGA
Molecule: messenger RNA, 1341 nt
Organism: Aspergillus calidoustus
Lineage: Eukaryota; Fungi; Ascomycota; Eurotiomycetes; Eurotiales; Aspergillaceae
Source: the annotation of a GenBank genome assembly